Messenger RNA from Haliotis rufescens (red abalone), 4266 nucleotides. RefSeq lists its product as uncharacterized. The record is from RefSeq and is a predicted model, not a curated record. The transcript is spliced from 11 exons. Gene Ontology annotation, cellular component: membrane. Bases 45 to 3305 code for a protein of 1086 amino acids. Gene Ontology annotation, biological process: G protein-coupled receptor signaling pathway. NCBI's taxonomy places the organism in Eukaryota, Metazoa, Mollusca, Gastropoda, Lepetellida, Haliotidae. Gene Ontology annotation, molecular function: adenylate cyclase inhibiting G protein-coupled glutamate receptor activity.
AGAAGGAAGCAGACUGAACCCAGUUGUGGACACUGGAGGCAAGCAUGACACUCCUUGCAUCAAUCUGUCUGUCGGUGCUGGUCAUCGUGGUGCCGGGGAAGUCACAGAACGUCGUCACGUUGCCGGGGGAUAUCCUGAUGGGAGGGUUGUUCUCCAUACAGUCAAGUGAAGGCGGCCAGUGUGCCGGCAUCGACCGUGUCUCUGUUCAAAUUCACGAAGCCGUUCGAUGGACCCUCAAGCAACUCAAUCGCCAGAACUUCAUCCCAGGGAUCACCCUAGGUUUGAUGGCCUACAAGACGUGUUCUCUGCCAGCUCUCGCCGUGAAACAGACAUUGGAACUGAUAGAGACAGCUUCCCGCAAUGAAACAUCAUUUCUCUAUGGUAUUCUUGGUCCAGAAACCACAUCAGAAACUCAGCCAGUGUCACGUCUGCUAAGCUCACUUCCGGUAGACGAUCGUCUGCUACAGGUCAGCUACUCAGCCACAGCCGCCAGUCUCACCGAUAAAACUAUCUACAAAAAUCUGUACCGUGUCAUAGUGGCAGACAAUGUCCAAGUGGAGGUCAUGCUGCAGCUAAUUCAACAGUUGAAAUGGAACUAUGUUGCCAUUAGCUACGAGAAUGAUUCCUAUAGCAUUGAAGGUGCAACAGCUUUGAAAGUAGAAUCUGAACGUCGGGGAAUCUGCAUUCCUGUAUUUGAAAUGAUCACUACGACAAGCAGUAUUGUUUCCCUGCGAGAAAAGUUGGACAUCAAGUCAAGCCCUGUUUCAGGGAUGGUGUUCUUCGGACGAAGACAGACUGUCACUCGAGUUUUGGAAUACCUUGAUGAACACCUACUUAAUGAUCAGUUUCAGAUGAUUGUGUCCGAGGCGUUAGCACUGGAACCAUCGUAUCUACAAAACGGUCAGAAUAAUGUAUUUGAUCGAGCAAAAGGGCUUCUUCUACCGACUCCAGUGUAUGAACCAAUACCUGAAUUUACCUCUCACUGGAACACUCUGUUUCAAAAUGCAACAACAUUCCGUGAAGAAGCAAAAGAAAACCAUUGGUUAUCCCUUUACUUCCGGUCUUUGACUGGAUGCGAUUUACGUCCAGAAACUGACAUUAUCAAGUGCUGGAGUGACUCGUCCAACAGCUAUGAAAUCACCCAACAACCUCUCUUUAUUUCCUAUGCAGUUCUAGCCACUGGUGUGAUGGCACAGGUCUUCAAGAACGUCAUCAGUCGGACUUGUGGUGCAGGGAACACAAUAUGCAAUGCCAUGAGAGACGUAUCACAGGGAACCUUAAUUGCAGAAAUUGAAAAGCUGAGACUGAAACCCUCAGAUCUGAUGGGUAGUUUAUUUCCAGGAAGGGGAAACAUAUCCUUCAGCAAAGGCGAGAUGCACCUGUACACUGAGAAGAGCUUGUACGAAAUAUACAACUACAAGAGGAAUCAUACAGAAUUUAACUUUCAUAAGGUUGGCUCUUUCAAUGGAUCACUGAAGUUGUCCCUUGAUCAAAUUCAAUCCUUCGAUAAAUCUGGCAAAAAGGGCAGCCCAGUUCCUGGUAAUUGUCACAAGGGAUACAACUGUCCAGAAUGCCUUAAAGACCCAUUGGAGGAGAUCAUACACAUUAAAGGGGACUAUUAUGUUGUUGCUCUUGUUCCCAUACACAACAGACGAAGCACUGAUGGAGACUCCCUAAACGUCUUCAGGUGUGGCCCCUUAAGGUCAGCUAUAGGUGUAGACAUUGCAGAGGCUUUGAUGUUUGCUACAAAAGAUGUGAACAACAAAACAGGAGAAUUUCCAUCAGUUCUUGGUAACACAUCCAUAGGGUUGGUUGUGCUGGACACAUGCAACAACCCUGUGAUAAUUAGGGAUAAAAUUGUGAAAUUACAUAAAGGUGAACUUCAUCUCGGGGGUGGGGUCCAAAGUUCAGCGAUAAGUGACAAAGUAAUUGGCUACAUAGGGCCAUUAGCGAGUUCGAUCAGCAUUCCACUAGCAUCCACAAUGAAACAACUGGACCAACUGUUUAUAGCCUAUGCCUCUACUAGUUCCAAGUUAAGAGCGAGGAACAAAUACCCAACGUUCAUGAGAACAGCAUCAUCACUGGAUGACCAAGUGCAACCAAUGAUGAAGGUAGCCAAGAAGCUCAGAGCCAAGUACAUCCAGGUGUUGUACACUGAUGAGGCGUAUGGACAGUCUGGUCGGGAUUCUGUCCUGGAAGGAGCUAACAAGGCAGGAGUUUGUGUAGCACAAAGCGUACCAGUGAAAGAAGACAUUGAUCCAAAACGAUAUGUGGGCAUCGUGUAUAAACUGAGACAGUUUAGGGCAGCCAGAAUGGUGAUUGUGUUUUCCCGAUCACACACCACACCAGCUCUGAUGACAGCUGUCAGUGAAGAGAUUAAACUGGGAGAGUUUAUUUUCUUUGGAUCUGGAGAGGGCUGGGCUAGACGGACUAACGUUAUUAAAGGCAACUACAACCUGAAAGGAAGCUUCACCAUGGCUCAGGAUCUUCCAGUUGACCCACAUUUUGAACAGUAUUUUCGCAAUAUCAGCAGCUCUUCCGAUGUAAACCCCUGGCUGAGACCAUUUUUGGAGAAAAGGGCAAACUGUUUCUUUCCAGGCAGUUUUCUGAAAAAGGACAAACAGGAAUGUACUUCCUCACUGCUCUCAAGUCACCAUCAGAUUGACACAUGGGUCCCAUUCGCUACCACUGCCUUGUAUGCCUUGGUCCGAGGUUUCAGAAGCAGCCUUCAUCAUGUCUGUCGAGGGACUGCCACAAAGUGUCCAGAAUACUCAACCUCUGAGCUGAUCCGCUACACCAAAGAUGUUCAGCUGGACGUCUACAGGGACGGCAAACAACGUCGUGUAUUUGAUGAGGGCGGAAAUGGUGCAAGUGGAUUUCGGAUCUCUCAGCUAGUUCCAGGAAUUGGAUCUGAUGACCUUGAAUACAAAGACGUUGGCAUGGCCGCUGGGGACGUCUUCACUUUCAAAAUGGAUGAACAGGACCUGAGAAUUACCUACACUGCAAACUGCCCAAGUCAAUAUGAGUGCGACAAGUGUACAUUUGAAACAACAGCGGGUAUGGCCAGCGGCAUCUCUGUUGAACUGAUGGCGGCUUUAGCAGGGGAAGGAGCAGCUAUCCUUGUUCUGGCUGUGACGGUCAUCGUCAUGUGUGUAAAAUACAGACGCCAAAGGGGGGCGCCCAACAGUGGAGAUAAAGCAGAUACAGAUUAUGACUCCAUUGAUGUCCUGUCUGCCUCAGAGGACAGAGGAAUGUACUUGAGGGCAGUGCCGGAAGCGAGGAGAGAAAGUCUGCCGGCGCAGUAACUAUGCCCUGCUGUUCCAAGACGAAUCUUUGACGAUGGCCCAUUGUCUCGGGGCAAUUGUUAGUGUUUACUGUAAACCAGUACUGUGGCAAUACUAAAACCCAUGUAAUGGUGCCAUGAAGUUUGGAAACGAUACAGAUGUAAGAGACGGUACUCAACUACUGAGUGCAGGCAACAGCGAAAACGCAACGUUUUCUUGUACAUAUAAAUAUUCUCUUAAUAAAACUAUCAAUGCCUUCAACCGAAAUUGACGAUUUUAAACGACUUUCUAGCAGUAUUGCUUAACCCUCAGUUGACCUUGAAGAUACAUUCUGCUUCGAGCAAGACUUGAUCCAGUUGGCAAUACCUGCAAGUUUCAUGUUUAAAUGCUAGCUUGAAUUUCUCUUUCACUGUCAAUGUAUCAAGCAAUGGCGUGUAAUACACUUUACAAUAUCUGCACCAGAGCUCAAGCGGAGACUGGACAAUGUAGAGUCCUUCUUUUUGCGAACACCUGGUGUCAUUAUUACUUGAUUGUGAUUUCUAAGCACAUACUUAUGAUAUAGUCGGAAUCGUACAAUGAGAUGCCCUAUGAUUAUGGAAAGGGUUUUGUAGAUUUUAUUGAAAAAAAUUCAUCUCGUAUGUUUUUUUCUGAUUUACUUAUUUUCUGUUCAAAUCGUUAUUUUUCACAUUUUUUAAAUAUAAAUAGUAAAUGUAACACACAGUAUAGUCGUAUCACUGAAUCGGAGAGCACAUCUUCACUCACAUACUGAACUUUCUAUAUUAAGCAGUCAUUCUUCAAACACCUUAAGCAGUUUGAGUCGUUAGCGAUAAUUUGAUUGAACGAUGGGGAUCGGAUUAUUUAAAUCAUGGAACGCGUGCGUCGCUAUAAAUUUUGUUUUACUGACUUACAUACAGUAAACUACAGUUAUAACGAACUUAAAGGGACCACUAAUUUUAGUUCGUUGUAGCCGUAGUUCGUUAUA